Recurvomyces mirabilis is the source of this 1368-nucleotide messenger RNA. RefSeq names its product ribose-phosphate pyrophosphokinase (gene PRS5). The record is from RefSeq and is a predicted model, not a curated record. Gene Ontology annotation, biological process: 5-phosphoribose 1-diphosphate biosynthetic process; purine nucleotide biosynthetic process. Bases 1 to 1368 code for a protein of 455 amino acids. Gene Ontology annotation, molecular function: ribose phosphate diphosphokinase activity; magnesium ion binding. The transcript is spliced from 2 exons. Gene Ontology annotation, cellular component: ribose phosphate diphosphokinase complex; cytoplasm. NCBI's taxonomy places the organism in Eukaryota, Fungi, Ascomycota, Dothideomycetes, Mycosphaerellales, Teratosphaeriaceae.
AUGGUCCGCAACAUUGUCCUCUUUUCGGGCACCUCGCACCCACAAUUGGCGGAGACGAUCUGCACACACCUAGGCAUACCACCAGCCAAGAUUCACCUCUCCAAGUUCAGCGUUGGUGAGACACGAGUAGAGAUUGGCGACAGCGUACGCGAGAAGGAUGUCUUCAUUGUGCAGUCUGGUGGUGGAAAAGUCAACGAUCACCUUAUGGAGCUGCUGAUCACCAUCAGCGCAUGCAAGACAGCAAGUGCCAAGAAAGUCACUGCUGUAUUGCCUCUGUUCCCUUAUAGUCGACAAAGUGAUCUGCCAUACAACAAGAUCGGUGCGCCAUUGGCACGUAUGCCUACACAAACUGGUCAGGAGGGAGAGAAGAAGAGCUUCACAUUCGACAGCAGACCUACGACACCACAUCCUUUGCAGAGGGAGAGUGGAGGUGUAGAGGGCAAUGGUAGCGCGAGUCUUAGCAGAAGACUGAAUGGUCUGAGCAUCGGGCACAAGAACGGCGACGUGGACCCAAAGGCACCCAUGCCGAGACGGAAGGACACUCUGGAUAGUAUCCAGUCUGACACGUCCUUCUCAGCAGCAAGUGGAACGGGCAGCUACUUCGAUGAAACCAACCCGCAAGCUCCGACCUCAGCUGCCGCGGCAGUCUCCUCCACAUCAGCUCCUCCUCCCGAGUUCAAGCCGCAGCGAGGGUACAAGCAGUGGGUGGCCCAGGCUGGCACACUUGUGGCUGAUCUCCUCACUUGCGCUGGCGCUGACCAUGUCAUUACUAUGGACCUCCACGACCCGCAGUAUCAAGGGUUCUUCGACAUACCUGUGGACAAUCUGUAUGGUCGACACCUAUUGCGCAAAUACAUUCAGAUGCAAAUAAUUCCUAAGCACGGUGGUCCAGAGAACUGUGUGAUUGUGUCACCCGAUGCUGGAGGAGCGAAGAGGGCGACUCACAUUGCAGACUCAUUACAGAUGGACUUUGCAUUGAUUCAUAAGGAACGCCGUCCAACCCACGCCCAAGACCGCCAAAACGCAACCAUGCUCCUCGUUGGCGCAGUAGCAGGCCGAACAGCAAUUCUCGUCGACGAUCUAGCAGAUACCAGCAACACCAUCACUCGCGCCGCCAAACUUCUCAAAAAAGAAGGCGCUUCUCGCGUCUACGCACUCGUUACGCAUGGCGUCUUCUCCGGUGACGCAGUAGAGCGUAUCAACGCUAGUGCCCUAGACAAGGUUGUCACUACCAACAGUGUGCCACAAGAGGAGCAUUUGGCGAAUUGUCCUAAGCUCGAGGUUCUGGAGGUUGGGCAUGUUUUUGCUGAGGCGAUUCGCAGGGUGCAUCAUGGAGAGAGUAUUAGUGUGCUCUUUCAGUAUGAUUGA